AUGAAAGCGGAAGCUAAUAGGAUACAGAGUUUAUCUGUAGCUAAUUUAAUUUAUGCCAAUGUUCUCUACAAUAAAUACACUGUAUUCCACGACAAUGAGGAUGCCUUCAACUAUCUGGUUGACUUACAAACAGAAUCCGCAGAGCUGGAUUUCUGGCUGCUCACACGCAAUAUGUCCGUCGUGGCAGUUUCACCUUCAGAUCAGCCAAUAUUUGAAGCAAGACUCAACACAUUGAAUGCGCAAUAUGUAGCCAAGCCAUUGAUGGAGGAGAUGUCAGCGUUCAAUGAAACAUUUACUACAGACUGUUUGGGCUCCGAAUGUGAACUGAAUCGGCCACGAAGACAAGCACGCGGCUUUUUCUCGCACUUCCCACGCUACUCAGAGAUUUUAAAUUUCAUGAGCGCUUUGGCUGCCCGUCAUCCGCAAUAUUGCCGCUACGAAUCGCUGGGUCGCUCUUUUGAAGGCCGACACAUUGCGGCGCUCUCCAUUUCGCUGAACAGUCGCGUACGUGAUCGUCGUGUUGCCUAUAUUCAGGCGGCAACCCAUGGACGUGAGUGGAUUACACCAUUAACUGUACUCUAUUUAGCCAAUGAGUUGUUAAAUAAUUUGCGUGCCUUCCAACGUGUACUGCAGGAUGUGGAGGUAUUUCUGGUGCCGUUGGUAAAUCCUGAUGGCUAUGAGUAUUCGUUCACAAAGGAUCGGUUUUGGCGCAAGAAUCGCCAUCGCUACCCGGGUCGCUCGUGUGCUGGCGUAGACAUUAAUCGCAACUUCCCUAACAACUGGAACUAUAAUGGCGCCAGCCAAAAUCUCUGUUCCGAGGUUUACUCCGGCACUGGUCCCACCUCCGAGUCCGAAACAGCUGCUAUUGCACGCUAUUUAGAAUACAAUCGUAAUCGUAUAAAACUCAGUUUGGAUGUGCAUUCAUUUGGAAAGUUCUUGUUCUAUCCUUACGGCUAUUCGAAAAAUGUUGUCGCUCCCACGCGCAACUUGCUACAUUCGGUUGCGCAACGCGCCGCCAAUCAAAUUGCGAAAUAUCGUGGCACCCAAUACAGCGUCGGCACUUCAGCUGGCAUUCUUUAUGAGGCUUCUGGCGGUCUGGAUGAUUAUGCUUAUGGCAAUUUGGGUAUACCCAUGUCCUUCACGGUCGAGUUGCCUGGUGAGAACUUCCAAGUGGCCACCUCUGAUAUCAUUCACAUUUGCAAGGAGACAUUCGCUGGUUUCGUCGAAUUUAUUCGACACGUUAGCUUGUAUUAGUGCAAAUGCCUUCAUCUAGAUAUGUAUCUACAUACAUACUAAGU
Molecule: messenger RNA, 1298 nt
Organism: Rhagoletis pomonella (apple maggot)
Lineage: Eukaryota; Metazoa; Arthropoda; Insecta; Diptera; Tephritidae
Product: carboxypeptidase B-like
Exons: 7
Coding region: 1-1254 (417 amino acids)
Biological process (GO): proteolysis
Molecular function (GO): zinc ion binding; metallocarboxypeptidase activity
Source: RefSeq, a predicted model, not a curated record